Lasiosphaeria miniovina is the source of this 840-nucleotide messenger RNA. RefSeq lists its product as uncharacterized. The coding region runs from base 1 to 840 and encodes 279 amino acids. The record is from RefSeq and is a predicted model, not a curated record. Lineage: Eukaryota; Fungi; Ascomycota; Sordariomycetes; Sordariales; Lasiosphaeriaceae. The transcript has 2 exons.
AUGGCUGAGACAGAAGCCCACAUGUUCCCAAUGGUAAGGUGUGUCCUUGACACGGUCAUCUGGGCCAUAAGCCUUGGCCGCUUUCAGCCAAUGUCAGAUGAAGACCAACCAAGACUUGAUGCGCUGAAACUGGCCGAGAAAGGGGAGUUGGGGUCAGCCCAGCCACAGUCGCCCAGCGGGGCCGCAGUCCCAGACAAAUCUAGCCUUGGCAAGGACAUCGACCGGGAUAGCACCCUGGGCCAGAUGAGGCUGUCGACAGUCUUUGGCAGGGAGAAGAUCACAGAGGCCCUUGACCUCGCCAAGGACGCCAUGUGGCACGAGCUCACGGAAAACAAAGCCUGGGACCAGAUCUACCGCGCGAACAUUCUCGAGUUCAACGAGGGACCGAGCAACAUCCGCCUGGGGUACAUGGAGCUCAACAGCUUGCUCGGAGAGGAUGGCAAAUACCUCGACCUCCGGUUGGCCGGGUUCAGGCGGCGCAUCGUCCACGACGCUCUACAAGGCCUGGUCGUCGUCCGCAACGUCCUGUGCCACCCGCAAGCAGACAGACUGUCCUCCCCGAGCGUAAUCGACGACUGUCUAGCCAGAUGCCAGUGGGCGACUCACGUGCUGGGCCACCCAACUCUGGAAUCCAGGAUCCGCGAACUCAGAGAUGAGGUCAGGGGCGCAGCUAAACGGGCCCUUCAUGAGAUCACGAUUUUCAGUGCGUUUCUGAGACUCGACCCCGACUUAGGGUCGCUCACAGAGCUGAAGCCGCAGACCGAAGACUCGGACGAGUCAUCGCCGACCGGGCCCAGAGGACGUGUACGGAGACGGCCAAAAACAUCCCAGCAGGCCUGA